UAUAUAUCUAUAUACGGCUAAGAGGUAUAUAGAGGUUUUUUUGAAAAUAUUCGAGCAUAUAGAAAGUUGGUAAGAUAGAAGAGAGUAGUAGCGCGAUUCCAGUGAAUAUAUGCGCUCGUGUUUCUCAGUCAGUGAAAUCAGCGUAGAAGGAAAGAGAGAGAGAGGUAAAGAGAAAAGGGGAGUUCCCCUUCUACGAAGUCCUAUCCCUACUACUCGAUACACCGAGGUUGCCACUGCUAUUCUUUGCGGGGCCAUAGUUGCGCGAGUGUGCGUGCGUCUGUUGAACUACGUGCGACCAGCCCAGUGCUGUUAGUAAUGUAAGCCUUUCGUUCUCGUAUACGUGUCGAAAUAAAGAAAGAAAGAAAGAAAGAAAGAGAGAGAGAGAGAGAGAGAGAGAGAGAGAAGGAAAGAGCGAAAGAGAGCGCGCAUUAGAGCUCUAGUAAUCGUGAAAAGUAUUCUUUCGUUAAUUUGGCUAACCAUCAUGCCGUUAAGUAUCGGAGUUAAUUUAAGAGUGACCGGCCACUGUAAUCAAGGCGGUCGUAAGUACAUGGAGGACAUGUUCAGUGUGGCCUAUCAACAGACACCGGAUGACAAGGAUUUGGAGUACGCCUUCUUUGGUAUUUUUGACGGUCAUGGGGGCGGCGAGGCAGCGGCAUUUGCUAAAGAACAUCUUAUGGAUAUUAUCGUUAAGCAAAAAAAUUUUUGGAGUGAUCGAGACGAGGAUGUUUUACGAGCCAUCAGAGACGGAUACGUGAAUACACAUUAUGCGAUGUGGCGGGAGCUUGAUAAAUGGCCAAGAACGGCAUCCGGAUUACCAUCUACUGCUGGCACUACAGCAAGUAUAGCUUUUAUAAGAAAAGGAAAAAUUUACAUCGGGCACGUAGGUGAUUCUGGAAUAAUAUUGGGAUAUCAACCGGAUGGAGAUCCGCAGUGGCGUGCUAAAGCAUUGACUAAAGAUCAUAAGCCUGAAAGUGGUCCAGAAAUGAUACGCAUACAGGAGUCUGGUGGGAAAGUUGUUAGCAAAUCAGGUGUUCCACGAGUCGUUUGGAAUAGACCACGAAUAGGACAUAAAGGUCCCGUUAGAAGAUCAACUCAUAUAGAUGAAAUACCAUUUCUAGCUGUUGCCAGAUCUUUAGGUGAUCUUUGGAGUUACAAUUCAGAACUAGAUACAUUUAUAGUGUCUCCAGAACCAGAUGUUAAGGUUGUUACAGUUGAUGUUAGGUCAUACCGAUGUCUUAUUUUUGGAACAGAUGGUUUAUGGAAUAUGUUGACUUCCCAAGCAGCCGUAGCUAUUGUUCAGGCUGCUGAGAUGCACAAUGAAAAACAUAUUAUAGCUUCUCAACAAACUGGCAAUGGGGCUGAUGUACAAAUGUGGAUAAAUCCAUCUAAAAGUUUAGUAGAUAGAGCAUUGGAAAGGUGGUUAUCGACAAGAUUACGUGCUGAUAAUACAAGCGUUGUAACCGUUAUGUUAGAUCCUCCAGGACCUUCUCGUAGUGAGGUAUUGUUAAAUCAAAAGAAAGAACUCUCACCAAAAAGUAUAAUACAUCAUCAUCAAGGAGUUCAACCUCUCGAUCCAAAUGUUUUUAAUGAAACUAUUGAAAAACCUAUAUCAGAUACUGCCGCCUCAUCUGUUUUAAGUCACGUGGCACCAAAUGAUGAUUCAGAUAUAAAUGGUCUAAAGCAACCAGAUUCUUCUGAUGAAAUUAAUGAACAUUUAGAUAAAUCUACAAAAAUUGAGAAUAAUUCAUAUGUCGAGAAAUUAAUUUUAAACGUAGAUACCUGUGAUGUCGAUAAAAUUUUAGCGACGAGAGAAAUAUAUGAGAAUAUAAUAUCUAAUAUUGAAGGUAUUAUUCAAGUAGCUGAAAUUUCAUCAUCAGAUAUAUCUGAGGAAGUAGAAUAUACGAAAUCGAAGGAAUCCAAAGUUUCUAAUAAGACUGAAAAUUUGAACAAAUUGGAUGGCGAUGAAAAAAUAAUACAAGUUGAAACAAGUAACAAAGAAAAAAGGGUAGAAGAUGACAACUAUGAUGAUGGUGGUGGUGGUGGUGGUGGCGGUGAUGGUGAUAAUGAUGAAGAAAAUGAAGGUAGAGAUAAAGAACAAGAAGAAAAAAUAAUAAAAAAUAUUAGUGCAAGUGUUGUUGAGGACCAGAUGACAAAAUUUCAGUUAAGUCAUAAUAUUGAAUCGAAGAGUAAAGAAAAUGGUGAAUCAAAAGUUCCCAAAAUGAUUCGAGAGAAUGUAGCAUUAAACGAAACUUAUGAAAUACCACCAUUAGUUAUUAGCAAAUUCGAACGUUCUAGCGCAAUUAUACCUAGUAGAAAAAACACAUUACAAGACGUUGAAUUGUUUAAUGUAUUAAAUGGUAAUCAACGAUUACCAAAGCAACAACAUACAUUAAUAUCAUCUAAUUCAGUAGAUGAAAUGAGACCAUCGAGAAGACGACAUAGUUUGAAUUUACAAUCCCAGAAUAAUUUUUCUGAUACUCUUCCUAUAAAAUCUAAAUCGUAUAUGACACUUAAUUCGAAAUUGAAGUCGAAAAGUACAAGGACGUUAGAAAAUAAUGAAGAAUUUAGUAGGAGUUCUAUAAGAUACAAUAGAACAACAAAUAAUAGCAGUGUAAGUAGUACGAAACGUAGACAUAGUACGAUGUCGUCUCAAUCGGUAACAACAGUUGUCUCAGGAUUAGAAGAAUCAUCGCCAGAACCAUGUUUGAAAAGAAGAACGCGUUCGGAGGAUAGGCCAGUUCCUCCCAUUGAUGAAAACAAUCCAGCUAAUCAAACCAUGGAGGAUCCAAAUAGUCGUUUGAGUUGGCCUAUUACUGAUUCUUCUAUAAAUGGUAGAUCAUCAGGUGGAGGAGGCAGUUCUAGUUCUGUUUCAGUACAAGAAAGACGAUUAUCUUCGCCAAAUACUUUCCAAAGAAGAAGCUUAGGGAAAAAAGCAACACCGACUAAAAGUAUUAGGCGAUCUUCUAUAAAUGGACCUGCUCGUUUACAACAAUUGAGAGGUAUAUUUGGAUUCAGAGAUUGGGAUCAAGGAAGAAAUAAUAGAUCUAACAGUUGCAAUGACAGAAGGUUAAAUCGUACUGCAGGCAUUAUUGGACCAUUGGAUUCUGGAAUACCACAACGUUGGCUUAGAUCAGACACAAUGGCUGCAACACCGGUUAAAACAUUGCGUUCACGUAACGUCGAUAUUACUGGUCACACUAUUUCUGCACAAUUAGUUCAUCAUUAUGGAGUAGUUAAGCAGAAUCGUUUAUCUUUACCCACCAAAUUAAAGCAAUCCAAUAACAAUGGAGUAUUACAAUCUAAGAGGGUAAGGUCUGCUUCUAUGUCAUCAAAUAAAUUUAAACAAACAGGUACUAGUGGUACAAAUGUAGGAGCAUGUUCUACAAUAAACAGUACAAGUACAGGACCAAAUAAUGGUUCUGGUAUAGCUAAAUGGGUUAAAUCUUUAUGUAAUCCUAGUGCAAGAUCAUUGAGUACACGAUCUCGCAUCAAGCGCCUUGGUAAAUGAAAUUCUAUAAUAUAUAACUUUCCCUAUGUUUUUGUUCAUUUAUUCAAUUAGUAUUACGUCUUUUUUUUUGUAUUUUCUUUUUCUGACUAAGUUUUUUCAUCCCUCUUCUCACCCCUAAGAUUAUUUUUAAAAUACAAGCAAAUGAGUACCAAUUUAAAUAUAGCAUUUUAUAUCAAUAUCAUAACCGUUAUAUGACAUGGAUUGUAGAUACAUCAAGGACUUUGUUCGUACGUUUUUUUUUUUUACUGUAUUUUUGUUUUUCAAAAUUGCCCUGUAUGAGAUUUGUUUAUUUUACUAUAAUAAUGUAAUCAUACUUAAGUAAAUACACAAGCAACAAAUCUACAUAAACAUAAUAAUAUCAUUAAAUGGAUGCAAUGUUUAUAUGCAUCACAAUAAUUGCUGGAACAACUAUAUAUAUAUAUAUAUAUAUAUAUACAUUUUUU
Molecule: messenger RNA, 3951 nt
Organism: Polistes dominula (European paper wasp)
Lineage: Eukaryota; Metazoa; Arthropoda; Insecta; Hymenoptera; Vespidae
Gene: Pp2C1
Product: protein phosphatase 2C
Biological process (GO): protein dephosphorylation
Molecular function (GO): cation binding; protein serine/threonine phosphatase activity
Source: RefSeq, a predicted model, not a curated record